Contarinia nasturtii (swede midge) is the source of this 1390-nucleotide messenger RNA. RefSeq lists its product as uncharacterized. The record is from RefSeq and is a predicted model, not a curated record. The transcript has 4 exons. Lineage: Eukaryota; Metazoa; Arthropoda; Insecta; Diptera; Cecidomyiidae. The coding region runs from base 172 to 1200 and encodes 342 amino acids.
ACGAACUUUGUUGAUUUUAUUUGAAUUGAAGUGAUUCGAACAAAUUUACUAGCUACGUUUUAAUUUAAUAUUUUCCUUUAUUCGUAACGAAAUUUAGUCAACGUAUAUUAAAAUUGAUGACGAUUUAAAAAUAAAAAUAAAAACGUGCUUUUAAAAAUCAAAGCAACAAAAAUGUACGGACAAAAACAAAUACUUCAGUGUCUUGCGGUCGCAUUGAUAUUGGUCGUUUUUAAUUUUCAUCGAGCGGCCAUUAAACGAAAUAAAAACGUUGCCAAACAUAAAUUAAUGAUCAAAAAGGAAUUUUACUCAAAAUCAGAAUUGAACAGAUCAAGUGAUUCAGAAAAAAUGGGAUAUUGCGUUCGAUAUCCAUUUGGUAGUGGUAAUAUUCAUUACAAUCAUUAUCUCGAUUGCCAACAAAACUGUUUAGGACAUUUUAAAAUUUGGUUAAGAAAACAAUGUGACGUUAAUUGUUGCAUUGAACAAAGUUCCAACACCACCAACGGUAUACCAUUCAGGUCAUCGACAAAAUGUGUUCAAACGCUGAAAUCAAAUCGAACGCAAAGGACACGUAUCUGUGAAAAUGAGCCUAUAAGAAUAUUUGAUGAGAAUGGCGCAAGUCUACACAACGAACCAUUUGAAUCAGUGAAAACAAUAAUCGAGCCAAUCAAUGAAAAAUUAAUGAGCACCAUAAUAGAGGAAGAACACCAAUGCAAAAUUCAAACGAACUAUGAACUCAUUUGUAAGAAUACCUCGUCACAUAUAGUUGAAUUUAUUAAGCUGGAUUUCAAUAAAACUAAAAUCAUGGAAUACAAUGAUUUUUUGUUUGAUAUGGGAUCAUCCGAGCCCGUUGGAAGAACCGAAACACAAUCUUUGGACCGUUCAUUUACGUCCGGCUUUUUUGCAUUCAUUUCGAUCCUUAUUGCAAUGUUAACUAUACGAUACAUGUUCAAACUGUUCAUGACCGACCACAAUGAAGCAUUUUUGAAUGUGCUGGAGAUGCGUCGUGCAUUAAACGAUCGCUUGGAGCAAAUUCAGGCGGAAUUGAGUCAAACACGAGAGAAAUUUAUUGAUAACAAUAAUGAUGCCAACAGUCAAGCGGAAACCAUAAAUGAUGAGGCGGAAAAAGAGAGUCAAUAUAAACGUAACAAAGAUUCCGAUGCUGUGGAAAACAAUGAAUCCCUUACCGAUUCGGCGAAGUAACAACCAUCAAAUAAAUAGAAAAUUGAUGAAUUUAUACAUUGGAACAAUUUGAGCAACACAAAAUCAUUUGAUUUGACAAUGGUCGAAUUAACAAUGCACCGCUAAUUUAAUUUUUUAAAUAAUUUAACCAAUUAAUUUAAUCUUUGAAAACUACCAAAUGUUUAGCUAUAAAAUCAUCACGUUUAAAUAA